AUGGAUUGGAAAAUUUUUUUUCUGGCUUUGUUUGAUGGGGACAUUGGAAAUGCGUAUGCCAAAAUAUUUGAAGAAAACAGGUAUGUUUUAAGUAUUUUUCUGGGAAUGUUGGUGCAGGUGGAAUUCUCAUAUUAAUAGAACUACAAAUACUGUAGUUCACUGGAUUUUUUCAUGUACAUGUAUUACCACCUGGAAUUUGCCUCAAUAUGCUUUCAAAAUGCACUAUUAAAUCUUAUUAAAUAUUAAAGGCUGCAUGAGUACAGAAAUGUAUAAAAUGCAAAAAACUUAAAUUGUGAUUUUAUUUUGUUCUUGGGCUUGUUCAUAUGUGCCCAUUUGACUGAUAUUUUGUAUCCAUAUCACUGGCCGUUUAAUACUAGAGACGCAUUAUGCGUCUGGACAUACUUGGGCAAGCAUUUAUUGUUCGUCUGAUUAUGCGUCCUCAGUAUAAAGACAGGCACAAGAUACAUUAUGGGUAGAGACGAACUAUGUUCAAUUCUUCGUCUUAAGAGACGCACAACCGAUGAUAGUUCGUAUAGACGCAUAAUGCGUCUUGUGCCUGUCUUUAUACUGAGGACGCAUAACUAGACGAACAAUAAAUGCUGAUAGUUUGUCUGAUUAUUCGUCCCGUCUUUACACUAGACGAAUAAUAUCGAAGAAGGUUGCGUGCAGACGGCGCAUAUUAAAUGCAUCUCUAGUACAAAAACGGCCACUGUUUUUGGGACAAAAUUAUGUAAACAUGUCUACUGGGUACUUUGGCGAUAUUCUAUUGGCUUAGGUCUACUGGCUAUAUACUAUCAACUAUGCUGUUCAAUACUGUACUAUAUUAUAGGUUGAAAUCUCUAAAAAUCUAACCCAGCCCCGGUAGGAUAUGAAGCAUUCAUAUGGAAAAUAUUUAUAUCUCACAGCUUGAUUGAGAUUCUGCCUUGCCAUCCGCAAGGUAAGAUCCUUGCCUGCUUGACUUGCUUAUAUGCAUAUUUAACGAAAGGCAUGCAGAUCUCACUUGGUGAGUUUCCUGGUUAGGUGGACUCAUAUAAACAGGCUCUUAAUUAAUAAUACAUGAUGGUAUAAAUAUAUGUUAAAUAAUUCAUAUUAAUCAGUAAUCAUAUUUUCCAUUUGUAGGAUAAAGCAAGAGCACCUACCACAUUUAACCAAAGAGUGGCUUCGGGAAAUGGGCAUUUCUGCUAUUGGUGAUAUCAUGACUAUAUUGACAAGUGCUAAAAAGGCAGGUUUAUAGUGCAACUAGAUUAAAUUUAUGCGUUCCUAUCUAGCCUUUAUAAUUCAGAAGUUAAGAUGAAUGAGUUACUCUGUUAGUUGCUUUGCAAAGUUACUGUAGUUACUCUUCCUUGUUUUUUGUGUAGAUUGAAUACAGUACAGUAGGGUGCAUAUCAGCCAUCAGGGCGCAUUGCCACUUAAAGGGUUAACAGGGUGCACUGGCAGAUAGUUUGAUUAAUCCAUUGAGUGGCAGCAUUCUCCCACUGACGAGUAAAAUCGUCCAGCAUUAGACAGAGUAAAAUAAUAAAGUAGGGUGCAUUGCCACCUAAAAGAUUUAUAAUAAAAUUUUAGUAAUUUUUGUUAGACCUGUUUGCAAAUAAAUAUAUUAAUCUCAUAAUUAUUUUCACCAUUAUAAUUGAACUUUCCCUUAGGUACCACAUGGCAAUGAUAAUGAAAUAAAUCAGGUGAGAUAUAAAAAAUAUUAAGAUUACGUGCCAUAUAUAAUGACAAUUAAUGACCAUGGUAGUGAUGGCAAUAAUAAGGAUCGAGACUUUGCUAUAUAAAACUAGUACAAUACGUAUUCUGUUUAUCUUUGUUAAAUUUUGUUUAUCUUUGUAUUUUGCAUUUUAUAGCCCUGCAAAAUAAUCGAAGGGACUAAAAAAAAUUUUAAAAGAUUUAAACAGAAAACCCUGGUGUUUUCAGGGGAAAGUGGAAAAGUGGAAAUGUGGAAAUUGGACCAGCAGUUUCAGUGAGUGCAGUAUUUAAUUUAAUUUCAAAAACACUUAAAUGUAUGCAUACAUCUGUAAGUCAAUAAUUUGAAACAUCUUCAAACAUUCUAUACCGCAUGCUUAGCAGUCAUUUAGGUACAAGUCAUGGUUCCAUUUAUUUUUCAUCAUCUUAUUGCCUGUAUGAGGUAGAAAUUAAAUCUUGAGUAUUUGUAAUUCAUAAAGCUUGUUACAAAUACUGGAUAAAAUAUAAUAACGAUUGAAAGUCUGUUUGCAGAGAUAGUGUGAACAGUGGCGUAACAGAGGAAGAUGGGGCCCUUAAGCAGUGGUGUGGGGCCCCCGGCCGGCCUGUUGAAUGUUGUCCUUGUUUGACUGAGAUAUUAUAUUUAUAUUGAAUAUUUAUAGAAUGUUCUGGAAAAUUUUGCAUCUAUAACAACAACAACAACAGUUUCCAACACAUGUAACAACUAAUAAAAUAAGUAACUUUUGUUUUAUUUGAGAUGGAGUAAAAUCAGCUACCGUUAUCGUUGUCGAUUAUUUAGCAUUAUUAAUUUUGCAUUUUCCCAUUGAUUCUUAAAUUAACCUGCAUUUUUUAUGUUUUCUAAUUUUCUGGGCGAUAGGCCGUGACUGAUGGGGGUGUCUUAGGGCCUAACUGUCAGUGGCCCUAACUAACCCUACCCAAUUAGCAUUACACUGCUGAAUGUGACUGUUACAUCAGGGAUAUACUGUCUAGUUAAUGGGUUUACCCAGAUCAUAUUUUGCUUUACAAGCUCCACAUCAUACGAGUAUAUCAUAUUAAUAGUAUAGAAUGUUAAAUUAAUAUAUCUACUAGUUAUAGCUUGGUUGAAGUUACAGAGCACUAUUAAAAUAACACCAUCAAGAUUAUAUGCCAAAUUUGAAGUAAAUCAAAAGUAAAAUCUCAAGCAGUAAAGCAGUGUUCAACAUACUAAAUUUUCUACUAUGCAGUUGUUGCAGCUAUCUGACUUACCUUGCAUCUGGCCAAACACAGUAGGACACACCCCAAUAAAUCUCUUGAACUUGUACCAUUGUGGUAAAUAUUUACAGUAAUUUCCUAUUCUGUUAGGAUUCACAGGAAAAUGCUAAUGCACUUAAGGCUAAUGUAAGUGUGGAAAGAGAGGUCUUGGAACAAGAAAGCAGAAUUUAUGGGCGCUCGCAGUCUCGGCCGCUUUCAAAAUACGAAGAUACAAUUAAUGCGUGUGCUUUGAUCUGUUGUGAACAAGAUGCAACCCUUUUAAAAAACAGAAAUAGACUGUUUAAAUUGGCGAAGGAAAAAGCUGAUUCUGAGGGUUACCAGUACAAGAAACGAAAGUCUCGAUCCAAAGUGUUUGGUGAUGGAAAAGAAACCAAAAAUCCUAAACGUCUGAAAUUGGUCACUGAAGAGCGUCAAAAGAGACAGUCACAGUUGGCUGAGGAUAUUAAAAGUUCUACUGAUACAAUGAAGUUGCUAGAACUACAAAGAGAAAAGUUUGUUAAUGCAGAAAAAUACCUUCAAGCUGCUGAGAUGGUUACACAGAUUUCAGAAUGCAGAACAAAGCUGAGGGGAUUUCAAGCCGAGCUUACAAAGCUCCAGAAGGCUGAUGGUCAUUCCAAGAAGUACCAUAAGGGAAAACGAGCCAUUUCUUCAUCUAAAGUGUCCCCUUUAACCCGUGCAACUACAAGAACAAGUAGUUCUACAAGUACUGAGUUCGAGAGCGAUGUUUUCAUACAAGAUGGUUUACAUGAAAGAAUUGAAGAGCCGAUUGAGAUAGAGAGUGCCUCCAUUUCCGUCGCCAGAAAAGGUGAAAUGCGUUUAGAUAUGUUUUCUGUUAGUUCAUCUAACGCAUCUCCUGUGGCAAGUGUAGAUAGUAAAUCAUCUCAUUCAACCUCUGAGCUCGAAAGCGGCAUUAACAUACAGAAAGGUUUACAUGAAAGCGAAGAUUGCAUUGAAGUUCCUCCAUUACUGUCGCGAAGAAAGGUGAACAGAGUAUAGAUACGUCCGCCAUUAUUCCAUCAAAAGAAUCUCUUAUAUCCAGCGAACCCUGCAAAUUAAGUAGUUGUAAUGAACUUGAAGUACAAGAAAUUGUUCAUGAAAAAAGUGAAGAGCAGUGUGGUUUCAAACAAACCAGCCAGAGUCAAGAUGAUCAUAAUACUGGUACACAUUUUCCAUGAGCCCCGCAGAUUAUGUAGAAUUUUCUGUGGGGCACAUAGAAACACUUACGCUGCGUUACAACAAAUAUUUAUCAUGCAGUCUUUCUAAUGUUUCUAUUAAGAACGGACUUUAUUGUAGCCUGAUAACUGACUUAUCCUUAAACGAGUUUAUGAUAGCACGAAACUGUCACUGGGAAAAAAAUCAUUUGGUUUCAUGUAUUGAAUGCGGAAGGCUUAUUUCAGCAGCAAAACAAAUAAACGACAGUGGCAUUGUCCCUCUUAAGACCCUGCUUACAUCUCACUUCCUUGCCCCAAAUGCAAAGUACAAAUCAGAUAAAGCGAUUAGAAGAAUAUUACAAUUACCUGUAGUAAUUUUUCCAGUAGAAAUACAAAGAGGCCAGAAAAAGUUGUUGGUGACAGAGCAACAUACAACAGUAAAUUAUGAAAAAGUUGGGGAUUUCCUUAAGACACUGUUAGAGUCUAAGCCCAAUACUGCUCAAAUCCCAAGCAUAUCAAAAGAAACAUUAAAGGUUAUCUGUGAUCUUGCUUCAUCUGAGAAAGACAAAAGGCUCAUAAAGUACGCAGUUUGUCAGAGCAGUAACAUUUCCGCAGAAACCGCUAAGAAGACGUAUGGUAUAUCAGAUUUAAAAUAUUUAAAGGACAACGUUGAAGAUGUGAUAGAACAGGCAUUAGAGAUUCGUAAAGCUGUAGACCUUUUGUCAAAUGUAAAAGAAGCGUGUAUCCUAGAAGAACUUGGUGUACAUAUUGACCCCAACACUGACAGUGAUGAGUCUGAAUCAACUGAAGGUGAGACAAGUGAAAGUAAUGAUAACGAUAGCUGUGAUGACAUGGAAAGUGUAAAGGACCGUCAAGUUUCUAACAAUCCUACUGGAAGGAGCUGA
This is a messenger RNA of Paramuricea clavata, 4987 nucleotides long. The record is from the annotation of a GenBank genome assembly. NCBI's taxonomy places the organism in Eukaryota, Metazoa, Cnidaria, Anthozoa, Malacalcyonacea, Plexauridae.